Messenger RNA from Aspergillus tubingensis, 948 nucleotides. RefSeq names its product class I SAM-dependent methyltransferase. Bases 1 to 948 code for a protein of 315 amino acids. NCBI's taxonomy places the organism in Eukaryota, Fungi, Ascomycota, Eurotiomycetes, Eurotiales, Aspergillaceae. The record is from RefSeq and is a predicted model, not a curated record. Gene Ontology annotation, molecular function: S-adenosylmethionine-dependent methyltransferase activity. The transcript is spliced from 2 exons.
AUGGCCAGUUUCUCGGAUGAAGGUUAUGACUGUUCAGCAUAUGCUGCACAUCGCCCUUCCCCUCCCCAGGCUCUGUACGACACUGUUUUAGCCUACCAUCAGUCUCCCCGCGAACUAUGUGUCGACCUGGGCACUGGCCACGGGGCUGUGGCUCGCGCGCUGGCCACCCAUUUCAAAUCUGUUAUUGGAGUUGAUUCCUCCGAGGGCAUGCUGAAGCAAGCUGCAAGAACUCAGAAAUCGGACGUCAGUAAUAUCCAAUAUCACCAGUCCAAUGCAGAGUCUCUCCCCUUCAUUGCAUCGAAGACGGUUGAUCUGGUGAUCGCCUGUCAAGCAGCACAUUGGUUCGACCCUGAGCCGCUCUGGGAAGAGAUGACAAGGAUAGUCCGGCCGGGGGGUACCGUUGUUUUCUGGAACUGGGGCCAUUACGUUGUAAUGGGACGCCCGCAGGUUAAUCGGGCCUUGCAAAAGUUCUUUUUUGAGGAUCUGGUACCGUACUGGCCUCAACCAGGGAUAUCAGUGUUCAACAAUGAAUGGAUGUAUCCCGUUGAAUGCCGGGACUUUGCUAACUGGACCGACCUUACAAGGUUGGUGAGUAUUCCUGCCGAUGAUGAUGCGCCUGGUGUGUUGGAGACGCCAGGAGCUAUAAAAAUGCGUGCAUCACAGACCCUUGGUAGUCUGGAGACCCUGAUACGGACAUUGAGUAUGGUCCAUGAAUGGCGCAAGGCACAUCCUGAAGCUUUAUCAGUAAAAGAGGGCGGAUGUGGCGACUGCGUGGACACUCUCAUGCGAGAUAUGAUCGAGGGCGACGAAAAAUGGCGCGCCUUUGUUACUUCGGGGGGCAAUUGGCGGGACAUCGAGGUAGAUCUCGAAAUGCGCAGCAUUCUGCUAAUGGCUCGAAGGAAACAGUCCCUGUCGUACUGCGCAGAUCCGCAUGAACGCCAGCCAUGA